Molecule: messenger RNA, 1686 nt
Organism: Exserohilum turcica Et28A
Lineage: Eukaryota; Fungi; Ascomycota; Dothideomycetes; Pleosporales; Pleosporaceae
Exons: 1
Coding region: 1-1647 (548 amino acids)
Source: RefSeq, a predicted model, not a curated record
AUGUCGUCGAACAGCCCAGAUGAACUGCGCCAUCCCAGCCUAAAACGCACCUUGCGCGGCAAGCUCUCCGCACAAACAAUCGAGUUUCGAAAUCUGAAAUACGCAUCGGUACCAGGACGGUACAGAGACUCUGUGCUCAACGACGAAAUCAAAUCGGGAACCGACGGCGAUGCCGUGGUGGAUGCAACGCAGUUUGGACCGUCAUGUCCGCAGCACCGCGCAGGCCAAGCAUGGGGUCUAACGCUCGCAGGAAACGUCAAGCUUCCAUUCGAGCCAGGCCAGGGCCCCGAGGAAAAAAUGGACGAGCUGGAGUGUCUAAACUUGAACGUCACGGCGCCUAAAUCUGUUAUACAGGAAUCAGGGGAGACAGCAUUGCCGGUCUUCGUCUGGGUCCACGGCGGCGCGCUGAGCAUCGGUUCGAACAGCUGGCCGCAGUACCAAAUGCGGCGGCUCGUCGAACGCAGUAUCGAGAUUGGGAAACCGGUUGUCGGGGUUGCGAUAAACUACAGGCUUAGUGUCUUUGGGUUCCUGGCUAGCGACGAUAUCAAGGCGGCGGGCAACAUGGGAUACAAGGACCAGGUGCAAGCGUUCCGCUGGAUCAAGCGCCAUAUCGCGGGCUUCGGCGGCGACCCGAAUAAUGUUACUGCGGCGGGCGAGUCGGCGGGCGGCAUCUCGCUUUCGACGCUGCUCUGUGCUAAUGUAGGGGCGCAGGGCUUGUUUGAACGCGUCGUCAUCAUGAGCGGCGAGGCGACGCUGCGGAAAUGGCGGAACGCAGCGUGGCAGCAGAAAAUGUUCGAAGAACAAUCUACAUACCUGAAGCUGGAUGUGGCGGAUGCGGAGGCCAGGAGAAAAGCGUUGCUGGAAACUGAUGCUGAAGAACUGGCGCAAAAGUUGCCGCUCGCCCAGCACUUCACCGCCACCGUCGACAACGACUUCGUAACUCGUGAGGUAACCAUCGAAGCGAUGAUGAGCGGGCAGAGCGCCGUCCACAAGCCCUCGUGGUGCCGUGAAUUCGUCAUCGGGGAUACCGCGCACGACGGCCUGAUUCUCAAAUCCCGCAUCCUCAACCAGCCCAAUGCACUGGACUGCUUCAAGGAAGCGUGUGCAAAACACAUCUCCCCAGCUGAAACCCAAGUCCUCCUCACCGCCUACAAUCUCCAGACGCCGCUGCCAAACAAGCAAGAAGAAGACGAGCACCUGCUCGAGCUCGUCAGCGAGCUGCGCUUCCACCUCCCAGCACUAACCGCACAUCAAGCCUGGAAAGCGAGCACGCCGCCAAAACGCGCCUCGCGCUAUCAUUUCCACGUGCCGAACCCGCUUGAAGGCUCGUUCCAAGGCCUGGCGUCGCACGAGCUCGACGUCGUGUAUCUGCUGAACAACUUCGAGGACCAUUUCGACGAGCACAACCGCGGCAUUGCGCGUGCCGUGCAAGACCGCUUUCUCAGACUGGCGAAUGGAGAGAGGUGGGCCGACGACGGCAAGGCUGUUGUGUUUGAGCGUGCUGGUGUGGCCGAGGUCGACGAAGAGCUGUAUGAUGCGAAAUAUCGUGGCGAGCGCGGGGCCGUCUUGCGGGCUAUCGGCAUGGAGAAGCUGUGGCGUGUUGCUGAAAUGUGGCAGAAUGUGCGGUCCGAGGAAGAGGUUUCGUGAUUGGAUAGGGGUUAGUAGGGUAAAGUUGCUUCACUGAGU